AUGAUAAACUGCCAAUAAAAUCAACGAUAAAAUUUUUACAAUUUUGUAUUUGGAUUUAAUAAGGAACAAAGAUCUACUUCAAUGAAAGUGGAAAGAAUUAAAUAGACAACAGAAAUCAACGAAAUAAAACAAGAGUUUUAUAAAGGAUUGUAAUUAGGAAAGACAAGUGAAAAUGCAUUGAGAAUUAUUCAUUUGAAAUUAGAAAAACAAAGAUUUAGAAGAAAAUCAUUUGAAACAAAGACAGAGGUAGAGGAUGAACACCUUCCUUAAGUGCAAUAAGCUUCGAAACCUCCUCUACCUCGAAAGACCAUUAUUGCUAAUAAAGAAAAUAUAAUUCAAUUGCCAAAUAUCAUUUCAAAGUAAAAAGAGGUUGCAAAAUAGACUUAACAAAAAAAGAGGAGACUGUCUUAAAGAAUAAAAAUGAAAAAAAGUGAACCAACACUUGAAUUUAGCCCUUGGGAGAAUAAUGAAAAUUAAGAAUUCGAUUUUUUUUGA
This is a messenger RNA of Paramecium octaurelia, 495 nucleotides long. NCBI's taxonomy places the organism in Eukaryota, Ciliophora, Oligohymenophorea, Peniculida, Parameciidae. The record is from the annotation of a GenBank genome assembly.